AUGGCUCAAACCUCAACGAGUAAAUAUGCCGAGGGGACUUCGCAGCCCAAUGUUGCACCCCCGAAACUUUUCGAGCGUCUGAAAUCAAAGUUCUUCAAAAGGUGCUCGAAGUGGGAAUACAAAAAGCUCGACGACAUGGAAUCGAGUCAGAAGAAGAUUCGCACCGCGGCAUCUGGAACAGAAACUAGACAGGCCGAAGAAAACAAGACGAACAAGCUCAACUCAGAUAAAAAUACCAAUUUCGAACUCAAGGCGGCAAAGGAGCGAGUGCAGAGAUUGAAAGCCAAACGAAGCAUACCAAACACAGAAUCGCACUCAGAUCAAACGAAAGAGGAGGAGCUGAAGCAGGCUAAAGAGAAAGUUGAGCAGAUAAAAAAGAUGAAGAAGACAAAGAAACAGGAGGAAAAGGAAAUCAAGAGAUCGAAGAGAGCCGAGAGAGGCGCAACUAGUUCGCCAACUUAUGGAAGUUACAAUGAUUACGGCAAUACGGCGCUUACAAUGAGUCUCCUGGGUAUGACAAUGACGUCCAACUUCAGCGGAGGCUGCGACUACGGUGGUGGAGGUUGUGACUACGGUGGUGGUAAUUGUGGUGGAGGUGGUUGCGACUGA
Molecule: messenger RNA, 609 nt
Organism: Colletotrichum karsti
Lineage: Eukaryota; Fungi; Ascomycota; Sordariomycetes; Glomerellales; Glomerellaceae
Exons: 1
Coding region: 1-609 (202 amino acids)
Source: RefSeq, a predicted model, not a curated record